Messenger RNA from Impatiens glandulifera, 1583 nucleotides. Its product is annotated as dehydration-responsive element-binding protein 2A-like. The coding region runs from base 373 to 1218 and encodes 281 amino acids. Gene Ontology annotation, biological process: response to stress; positive regulation of DNA-templated transcription. The record is from RefSeq and is a predicted model, not a curated record. Lineage: Eukaryota; Viridiplantae; Streptophyta; Magnoliopsida; Ericales; Balsaminaceae. Gene Ontology annotation, cellular component: nucleus. Gene Ontology annotation, molecular function: DNA-binding transcription factor activity; transcription cis-regulatory region binding. The transcript is spliced from 2 exons.
UAGGGACAAAGAAAAGGAGAAGCAUGUGCAGGCAGUUAUCCAAAAGUGGUUCGGGAAAGUUCUUAAGCGACACGUGCUAGGUUCGGGGUCUCUCUCACGAGCCAAACGCGACCAUGCUUUUGCCACGUAAUCCAAUUAAGUAAAAAUAUCUCAGCCUUAUUUUAUUCGUCGAAAUAUCUAGACAGAAUGCUAUACUAUAAAUAACUACUACUGCCAUUGCUUCCAGAGAUUUCCCGAUUCCUCUUUCAUAUCUUCUUCUUCUUCUUCAUUAAUCUAACAAAAGGAUCACAGCCAGCCAGAGAAACAAGUUUAUUGAUCCAAGUCUUCUUUCAUCCGCUAACAUCAGGGAAAGUGUUUACAGAAACAAGAAGAAUGGCUCUACUAGAUCAAGUAUAUAAUAAUAAUAAUUCCAGUUCACUGCCGGUGGAUUACACUAGGAAAAGGAAAUAUAGAAGUAGACGUGAUGGGCGAAAUGUAGCAGAGACAUUAGCUAGAUGGAAAGAACACAACGAGAAACUUGAUGAUGGGGACAAUCCAACUCGCAAAGUUCCAGCCAAGGGAUCUAAGAAAGGAUGCAUGAAAGGAAAAGGGGGUCCUGAAAACGGUAGAUGCAACUACAGAGGGGUUAGGCAGAGAACAUGGGGGAAAUGGGUAGCUGAAAUCCGGGAACCAAACAGGGGAAGUAGACUCUGGCUUGGAACUUUCGACACUGCUGUUCAAGCUGCUCUUACUUAUGAUGAUGCAGCUAGAUCCCUUUUUGGACCUUGUGCUCGUCUCAAUUUUCCUAACGACUUACCCUCGAACCCAACUACGUCUGGUUCUGAUUACACUGCCGGGGCCUCUUCUAGCGUUUCGGAUGGUUGUAGCAAGUCUGAGAUAAAAAGGGAAGCGGUUGAGUGGGAAAAGCUCCAGACGGCAGAGGUAGAUGGGGCAGAGUGUAGUAAUAAGGGGACGGAAGAGAUGUUUGAUGUGGAAGAGCUUAUGCAUCUUCUUGAGAAUGAUAGUAAUGGGAAUGUAUCAGAUGAGAAAGGUGGACAGGGAUUAAGCAAUUUGAAUAUGGAAUCAGUUGGACAGGCUUGGAAUUUGUGUGAUCAUCAGAAGGAGGGGAGUCUGCAGCACAUGAACAUGGACAAUGGUGGUCUGGAUUUCUUGGAUCCGUUCAGACCGGAAGACAACAAUUUCAUGUUACAAGAGUUGGGAUAUCUUGACAUGGAGUGAAAGAUUUAGUCCAAGACCAUUUUGUUGUUGUUGUUUGUAAUUGAUAUAGUGGGGCUGUCUUGUUAUUAACAUUCGUUUGCUUUGAAGCUUAGAAUUACAAUGUACGUGGACUUGUAAUUAUCCUCUUAGGUUUUAGAUUUUAGAGGAUUUUAAAGUAGCUGAUGAAGAUGGAUCCGAGCAAUUUUUUUGUAAUAAUGAGUGGAGUGGAGUGGAGUGGUGGGGGAGUGAGUAUAUGCUUGUUUUUAUAUUCUCAUUACUGCCAUGCCAUGCCACCACUAAACCUAGAGGACCACAACAUCAAAAUAAUCUGAUGCUAUUCUCCAAUCUUAAAUAUGUAAUAAGUCAACUUUGUUACUUUGUGUAUA